Messenger RNA from Oppiella nova, 1957 nucleotides. The record is from the annotation of a GenBank genome assembly. NCBI's taxonomy places the organism in Eukaryota, Metazoa, Arthropoda, Arachnida, Sarcoptiformes, Oppiidae.
AUGCCGAAGCCCAUGGAUGUGAAGCCGAUCGCCGCCAUUGUGCCGAAGAAUAGGGUCGAGAAGAUCGUGAAAUACGAGUCAUUCAUUGAACGCAACUUUUUGGGCGAAUUCGACAAAGACUUCCUCACGUUUCCCAUACUCCUGAAGACACGACAGGAGUUCCUCGACAUGUCGGACCAGCACGAGAUGGUGCGCCGGCUGUUCGCCCGACUGCCCAAAGACGACGGCACACUCGACUCGCUGGCCCUCCGGUCGCUCCACGAGCUCACGGUCUCGGAGAUGGUGUACGUGUUUGAGGCGAUGGGCGCCGCCCAACAGAGUCGGCUCGCGUUUGGCGGCGUCGGCGCUGAGGAGCGCCGGCGUCUCAAUCCGGACGCCGACGCCCGGUUCGUCUCGUUGCCCGUCAACCAGUUGUCGGCGGAGUUGUCGUCGCUGACGGCCAACAAGUCUAUUGUCGAGCAACUGAUUCCGUUGGUUAUACACAACGCGUUGUCGUACUAUGCGAUCGACAACUCCUCGAACGAGCCCUUACGGCAGGAACUGUUGGCCAGUCGGCCGAAGAUCGGGUUUGCCUACUGCGAGCCCAACGACAACUUGGGAGCCCUUCCGUACGUUCAUUGGGAGAGUCGCGCGAAGUUGACCAACGAUUGCGACGCGUGGCUCGUCAACGGAUCCAAGUCGAGGAUUUUCAAAGACAAUUACGACUACUAUAUGGUGUUCUGUCGGUCGGAGGACUUCCCGGGCGAGCCCACCACCGCCAUCAUCGGCCAGAAGGAUCAGUACGGAAUCGUGACACUACUGGUGCCCAAAGACAUGGUGACCGUCGAGGACGACGGUACCGACAGCUACGGCAUUGAGUACCAGAGGAUCCGUUUCGACGACCUGCUGCUGUCGCGCGACACUCACGAACUCAUCAAAUCCGAGGCGAAGGCCACGACAGCUCUGAACGUGAAGGCCUGCGGACAAGUAGUUUCCGGCGCUAUAGUGUUGGGCGUACUGAAGCAGUUGCUGAGGAAUACGUACGACUAUGUGGUGAACGAGAGGGUGGGCCUCACGGAGUGCGAGAUCACGCAGAAAAUGUUGGCGGAGGCGACGCGCAAGAUAUACGCCAUCGAGUCGAUGACAUACCUGACGGCAGCCAUGUUUGACUCGUUCCAAACGGGCGCCGACUUCUCGCUCGAGUCGAUUGCCGUGAAGACCUUGGCCACGGAGUACGCGUACGACGUGGUGAAGAACUUGCGGUCGAUCUACGGGUCCCGAUAUCUGGUCUCGUCGACUGCUCACGACCUCAUCAACGUCUUCGACUCGUUCCUCGACUGCGCGAUCAAUAAUCGCAUGUAUUUGGCGCUCCGGGGCGUCCGGAAUCAGGGCCAAUGGCGUCACGACAACAUCCGUCGGCUACGGCUCAGCCCCUUAUACCCGGUCUAUAUGCUGAAGCACUACAUCGGCGCCAUUAAGUCCCGGCGCGACAACAUUGACCUCGACUUAGACCUCUGCGGUUUCGUUCACCCGAACCUCAAGCCGGCCGCCGAAUGGCUCGAGUAUUGCCUUAAGAAACUGGACUAUUCUUCCAACGGACUGCUCAUUAGACACGGAAAGCAGAACAUAAUCAACAAACAACAGGAUUUGUAUCGUUUGGCCACCAUUUCGAUGGACGUCUAUAUGAUGACAGCCGUGAUAUCGCGGGCGUCGCACUCAUUGGUAACCGGCCUCCGGAACAGCGAUAUCGAUAAGGAGGUGGCAGUGGCCCUAAGUAUGGACGCCUUUCUCAAUACGACCAAAAUGUUGGACGAGAUGUCGGGCCACGCAGAGACGUCCAACGACUCGCGCAACACAAUGAUCCACAACCGUAACGUCAAAUAUGACGGCUAUUUCGCGAUGCCUACCAUCGAUCGUAUCAUUUAAAUAGUGUUUUUGUUUUGAAAUUUAAUUAAUUUGCCGAUCAAUUAGUCGCACG